GGACUUCACCGGUGGCCAUUCGAUAGUAAUCGAACUGUGCGGCCAUUCGAUGUGGGUCAAUACGUCACGAGAAAGCUCGAAACUGCCGUUAAUUAAUCGAUUCGACCAAGCCGUCGCAGGGAGGAGACAAUGUCAGAUCAAGAUGAUACUCUAUUGGACGAAGACCUCGGCGACGAAGAGUAUGACCUGGGAAACGACGAGGAGGAGGCCCUCCUGGCUGACGACUAUGAAAUCGACAGGCAGAAUAGCUAUAAGGGAGAAGAGGAAACAGACGAUGUGCUGGAUUUAGGAGUGACCGAUGCCCUCGACGAUUUAGAGGGUGAAGAUGAUAAUGUCGAGUAUAGGAACGAGACUGAUAGCCAUAACCAAAGUCAUUAUAAUGACGAACGUGUUGAUAAUCGUGGAAAUUAUUACGACGAACGUCGGUGUAAUUACGAUGAGAAAAAUCAGAUGAAUUUGGGAUUGGGGGACUUGAGGGAGAAGCUGCAGAAGAGGGACAUCGGUGGAAAUGGACAGAUUGUGGAGGAGGAUGAGUGCGAGGAGGCCAGGGAGAGGCGGAAUAGAUUUCAAACUGAGAGGAUCAUGAUAUCACCGAAGAUGAAUAGUGACAUUCCGGAUUCACUGGAGAGUGUUGUCACUGCUGAACAGAGUAGGCCGGUGUUCCGGGGUAGGGGAAGGGGACGAGGGAUGAUGAGGGGCAUCAGGGGCGGAAGAUAUCCGAUGAAUGUGGGGAAUUAUAAUCCAAGAUUCAUACCUCGGCCCUCGUUCGACGAGCAAAAGCCGCAGUACAGACCUCCCCUGCAAGACAACCGGCACUUCCAGAACGGUCCAUCGAACAUAAUGAACCCGCAGAUGAUGUAUCCCCAGGAGAAUCAGUUUCAGCAGUAUCCCCGAGCGCCUCGUCCCCACUUCAACGAGCCCCAUCAGUUCAAUCCAAAUCAGUUCCAAGGUCCUCCACGUCACCAGAAUCCCCCAAUGGACUUCAGACCACGAGGUCCAAUGCCAGGAGGGCUUACUCCAAGAUUUAAUGGCCCAAUGAAUCCAGGAUUCAUGCCCAACCAGCACUUCCCAAGGCCCCAGCACGAGCAGGACAUGCCAGGACGUCAGAUGAUGCCCCCAGGUCCAAUGAUGGCCAACAUGCAGCCUGGACCCCCUAUGCCGGGGAGCCAGGGCCCCCCAAUGCACCCACCUCAUCCAGGAAUGCCACCAGGACAGCCCGAGGGGCCCAUGCCGCCUUUCAGACACCCAGGACCCAGCCAGAUCCCUCAUCAGGCUCCUCAUCCCCAUCAGAGUGUGCCCAUGGGGGGGCAGCCUGGCUUCGAGCCUCGUCAGCAGUUCCAGGAGCCACCCUGGGAGGCCAGGAACAUGUACGAUGGGAGAUCUGCGUACAACAACAGCCAACCGGUUGGACAGUUCAACCCUGGGGUGGUGCAUCAACAGCAUCCCGUGCCCAGUGUUCAGAUACCUCAGAAGAUCCUGAUUAAUCCACACUUCAGGGGAAAUUCCCAGCAGACGAGUGAAGGAAGACCUCCUUGGGACAAUCCUCAACAACCUCCAGUCGUUCACCCCCACCCAAGUGAACAAUUUAGACCGAAUCCCGGCCCAUAUCCUGGCCAGCCACCGUUCAAUGCCCCCACAAAUCAAGAAAACUCACAAGAUUAUCAGAAGAAUUAUGCUCAGAACAAGAGUGAUGAUCCAUACGCAUAUUUCUCAGACGUAUGGCAAGAGAACAAGGCAAAGCCGAGAAGUUUGAGCCCCUCGAAGAGUUAUUCUGGGGAGAGUAACUACGGACGUGAUAGCAGCUACAGAGAUUAUGAUAAAUAUAAAUCUGAUAGUAGAGAUCCUUAUCCCGAUGAUCAAAGAUACAGAGACAGAAGUCCACCUCCACGAUCGCGAGAUCCUCCACCCAGGUCUCGACCCCCUCCACCAAGUAAUAGCUAUCACAAUGACUCUUACGAUCAGAGAUCGAGACCACCGAAUUCAUCCAGUCGUCCAGCCCCCAGACUUGGCCAGAAACGGACUCCAGAGCCUCAGGACAGGGGACGAGAUGUCAGUCCCAAAAGAAUGAGAGCACACAGAAGUCCUCAUGACACACGUACAGAGCCCAGUGAUCACCACAAAGAUGUUCAGGAGGCAGAGAUGGAUCCGGAGGAGCGUGAGUACCGGAAAAAAAUGGAGGAGCAGAAGCGUUUGCGUGAGAAAAUUCUCCAAGAAAAGGAGAAUCGAAGGAAGCAAGCAGCACUGGAGAGACAAGGAGAAGAUUCCAAGGAGCUUAAGAACAAUGAUCAUCAACAGGAGAGCACAUCAUCGAUAGCAACACUCUCAAAAGAUCUCUCAGAAACCACUGUAACUGCUAGACCGAGAAUUCGUGUCGCAGCUGGACAAGCUACAGAGGUUGAGAAGCCAGUGAGGAUAGUGAGGACAGUGUCUGAGAAAAUAGCCCCCGAUAAUCAGCCCUCAAAGGAUUCAGUAAAUCCACGAGAAGUGAAAAAACCAGUUCCAACUCGGAGAGUAGUUAUUCAGAAGCAAUUGCCCAAUGCACGAGUGGCGACGUCCAUUCAGAAGACAGUCUCGAACCUCCAGAAGGCCCAGAGCAAUCCUCAGAGCCCAUCAGCAGAGACUUUGACGAAGAAAGGACCUCUUCAGCUUCAGAAGACUGCUGCUGGUGGAGGCAGAACUGUCGUCAAGGAGAGACCUACGACAAUUAGGAAAGUUGUUGUAUCUGAAGUUGCAGCAGGAACUAUCAAGAAAGCUCCAGGGACUGUCCAGAGUAAUAGAGUUGUUCUCCAGAAGCCGGUGCAGGUGAAGAGACUAGCUGAGGGAAAAUCAAACACUAUUUUGAUUGAGAAUUUAGCAGCAAGCACUUCAGAAGCGCAAAUUCGCCGCAUGUGCCAGGGAAUUGGAACUCUAGAGAGCAUUAUCAUGGGCGAGGGAACAGCAACAAUCGUGUUUAAGACUCACUCAGCGGCAAUGGUCUUUCACAAAAAGUAUCAGCGUAAAAUGAUUGAUCUGUCAAUGAUCAAUGUCAAAUUUCUGCCACAGAAUAACUCACAGUUGACAACCGUUGCCACCACAUAAUCUUUCUCUGCAUUAUGAAAUGUUGGAUAUAAUUAUGAGAUUAUAUCACUUUUUGGCAUUUUUUAUUAUGUAAACAGUAGUGUAAUCGAACAUGAAGAAUUGAGUGAGAUGAUUUUUUUGUAUAUAAAGAUAAAGAACAAGCAUUAUGUGUCUCGAUGAUGUACAUAAAAUGUAUAAAUUAUUUAUAGUGAUAUCAGGCGUAGAAUUCAGUGGAUAAUACGUCAAUAAGAGUGAAUAUAUAUGAAUUGUAACCAUUGAAACGUGGUGUUUUGAACGAUUAAAUAAAUUGGACAUCACGUGAAA
Messenger RNA from Diachasma alloeum, 3381 nucleotides. RefSeq names its product RNA-binding protein 33. Gene Ontology annotation, molecular function: RNA binding. NCBI's taxonomy places the organism in Eukaryota, Metazoa, Arthropoda, Insecta, Hymenoptera, Braconidae. The coding region runs from base 130 to 3078 and encodes 982 amino acids. The record is from RefSeq and is a predicted model, not a curated record. The transcript is spliced from 11 exons.